GUAAUUUUUAAAUUCGAUGCAAACUUAUCAAUAGAUGAUAUGCACAAUUUAGUGUUAAAAAACAAGUAAUUUGGAUUAAACACAAAUUGGUUAUUGCAGUAGUAAUAAUUAAUUACUUGAAAAAAUGACUAAAAGUACUUAUAAAAACGUAUAAAGGGACAAUUAUCUCAUUCCACGUGGGUCACUUCCACUAAUUGUUCUAUGGGUGUACUACCGAAGGCAUACGAAGCACAUGAAGAAAUACGAGAAAUUUUAUAAACUUUCUGCACCAAACUGGCUACCUUUUGUGGGAAAUAGUUUGCAAGUACUGGGAAAGAACUUAUUACUUGUCUCAGAAGAUGUCAACAAAAACGUAGGAAAUCCCUGUGUGAUGUUCAUACCAACCCGACAUUACCUGACCUCUAAACCAGCAGAUUUAAAAAUUCUGCUCAAUCACCCAAAUGUUUUAGAAAAAAGUGUCCAAUAUGAAGUUCUGAAGUGUUGGUUCAGAGAUAGUUUGUUAAUAACCGAAGUUCCAAAAUGGAAGAAAAAUAGAAAAUUAAUUUCUAAGAGUUUUAUUCAGGAGGUAUUGAAUUCGUUUAUCGAUGUAAUGUAUGAAAAAACUUGCAUUUUAACAAAAAUAAUAGGAAAAAUCGAUUUCAAAAAGAAUAGUAUCUUUGAAUUGUUUGAACAAUACACAUUAGAUACUUUUUGUGAAGCGACAUUGGGAAUUGAAUCUUCAAUAUUAAUAAAUAAUGAGACAAAAUUUACUGAAGCUAUUUCAGAAGCUCAAAAAUUAAUGAUGUCUCGACCACUGAAUCCAUUAGAAAUGAAUGACUUCAUAUUCAACAUUUUCUUUUCCAAAUCUAAAAUCAUUAGAAACUUCGUUGAUUAUAUGAACGAUUUCAUUCAAAAUAUUAUUGAUAAGAAGAAAAUACUGAUAAGUGAAAACAUAUACGUAUGUAACAAAUAUAAAUUGCCCGUUCUUGAUUUAUUGCUGCAAAAUUAUAAAAAUGAGAAUCUAAAUGACGAAUAUAUCCGAAACGAAAUGAUUCUAUUCGCUGCAGCAGCCACUGAUACAACUGCUUAUACUUUGUCAUAUACAUGUUUACUGUUGGCGAUGAAUCCUAAAAUACAAGAAAAUGUUUAUGAAGAAGUUAUGGAGGUUGUUGGAGAAUAUAGAACAAUAGAUUGUAGUAAUCUAGUUAAUUUAAAAUACACUGAAAUGGUGAUAAAUGAAGCUUUAAGAUUAAUUCCUGUUAUUCCAUUAAUGGGGCGACGCACAACUGCCGAAAUAAAUUUAGGUGAAAUAGUCAUCCCAGAAAAUACAGGAAUAAUUCUAGACAUAUUGAGUUUGCAUAGAAACCCGGAAAUUUAUCCGGAUCCCCUGAAAUACGAUCCAGAUAGAUUUCUACCCGAAGAGGUCGCAAAAAGGCCCCAAUACAGUUUUGUGCCUUUUUCUGCUGGUCCAAGAAACUGCAUCGGUAAAAAAUAUGCAAUGAUGUUUAUGAAAAUGGCUAUAGCUAAUAUUGUGAGAAAUUUUAGAAUUUCAACAAAACACAAAUCGAUAGAAGAGUUUAAAUUUGAGUCCAGCAUUGUGAUGAAUGUGACUCAUCCAGUUGACUGUAAUUUUACUUCCAGAUAAUUUUAAGUAAUAAUAAAUUGUACGGUAUUUGUAAAUUUAUUUAAUAAAUACUUCUGGUCAUAUCAGUAUAAUUUUUUAUAAUAACAAGUAAAAUGUCCUUUUAAAUUAAAAUAGUAAAAAUGAGUAUUUUAAAUUAAAAUAAACACUA
This is a messenger RNA of Aethina tumida (small hive beetle), 1772 nucleotides long. Its product is annotated as cytochrome P450 4C1-like. The transcript has 12 exons. Gene Ontology annotation, molecular function: oxidoreductase activity, acting on paired donors, with incorporation or reduction of molecular oxygen; heme binding; monooxygenase activity. The coding region runs from base 233 to 1624 and encodes 463 amino acids. NCBI's taxonomy places the organism in Eukaryota, Metazoa, Arthropoda, Insecta, Coleoptera, Nitidulidae. The record is from RefSeq and is a predicted model, not a curated record.